Molecule: messenger RNA, 2583 nt
Organism: Urocitellus parryii (Arctic ground squirrel)
Lineage: Eukaryota; Metazoa; Chordata; Mammalia; Rodentia; Sciuridae
Source: RefSeq, a predicted model, not a curated record
CCCCUUCCCACCCAGAGGCUGUGAGCACGUGCCCCGGAGGCAAGCACCCCCAGGGGCUGAUGGCUAAGCUGAGAACCACCUGGAGUGAGCUGCCCUUGGAAGACAGCCCAGGGGGCCAUGGCCCAGUCCACCUCCACGUCCCCUGACGAGGGAGCCACCUUCGAGCACCUCUGGAGCUCCCUGGAGCCAGACAGCACCUACUUUGACCUUCCGCAGUCGAGCCGGGGGAGUAACGAGGCUGCCGUCGGUGCCGAGCCCAGCAUGGACGUCUUCCAGCUGCCGGGCCUGACCACCUCCGUCAUGGCCCAGUUCAAUUUGCUCAGCAGCACCAUGGACCAGAUGAGCAGCCGCCCGGCCCCAGCCAGCCCCUACACCCCCGAGCACGCGGCCAGCGUGCCCACCCACUCGCCCUACGCGCAGCCCAGCUCCACCUUUGACACCAUGUCCCCGGCGCCCGUCAUCCCCUCCAACACCGACUACCCUGGCCCCCACCACUUCGAGGUCACCUUCCAGCAGUCCAGCACAGCCAAGUCAGCCACCUGGACGUACUCCCCACUGCUGAAGAAGCUCUACUGCCAGAUUGCCAAGACCUGCCCCAUCCAGAUCAAGGUGUCCACGCCUCCGCCCCCGGGCACGGCCGUGAGGGCCAUGCCGGUUUACAAGAAGGCRGAGCACGUGACUGACAUUGUGAAGCGCUGCCCCAACCAUGAGCUUGGGAGGGAUUUCAACGAAGGACAGUCUGCCCCGGCCAGCCACCUCAUCCGCGUGGAGGGCAACAGCCUCUCACAGUAUGUGGACGACCCCGUCACCGGCAGGCAGAGUGUCGUGGUGCCCUACGAGCCCCCGCAGGUGGGGACGGAGUUCACCACCAUCCUGUACAACUUCAUGUGCAACAGCAGCUGCGUGGGGGGCAUGAAUCGCCGGCCCAUCCUCAUCAUCAUCACCCUGGAGACCCGGGAUGGACAGGUGCUGGGCCGCCGGUCCUUUGAGGGACGCAUCUGUGCCUGUCCUGGCCGUGACCGCAAAGCCGACGAGGACCACUACCGUGAGCAGCAAGCCCUGAACGAGAGCACCACCAAGAGCGUGGCUGCUGGCAAGCGGGCGUUCAAGCAGAGUCCCCCUGCCAUCCCCACCCUGGGCAGCAGCGUGAAGAAGAGGCGGCACGGGGACGAGGACGUGUACUACAUGCACGUGCGCGGCCGGGAGAACUUCGAGAUCCUGAUGAAGGUGAAGGAGAGCCUGGAGCUGAUGGAGCUGGUGCCGCAGCCGCUCGUGGACUCCUACCGGCAGCAGCAGCAGCAGCAGCUCCUGCAGAGGCCGAGUCCCCUGCAGUCUCCGUCCUAUGGGCCUGUCCUCUCCCCCAUGAGCAAGGUGCACGCCGGAGUCAGCAAGCUGCCCUCGGUCAACCAGCUGGUGGGYCAGCCUCCCCCGCACAGCUCAGCGGCUGGGCCCAACCUGGGGCCCAUGGGCCCUGGGGUGCUCAACAGCCACAGCCACACGGUGCCGGCCAACGGGGAGAUGAACGGCGGCCACAGUUCCCAGUCCAUGGUCUCGGGACCCCACUGCUCCCCACCACCGCCCUACCACGCCGACCCCAGCCUUGUCAGCUUUCUAACAGGAUUGGGGUGCCCAAACUGCAUCGAGUACUUCACCUCCCAAGGGCUGCAGAACAUGUAUCACCUCCAGAACCUGACCAUUGAGGACCUCGGGGCCCUGAAGAUCCCUGACCAGUACCGCAUGACCAUCUGGAGGGGGCUGCAGGACUUGAAGCAGGGCCAUGACUGUGGCCAGCAGCUGCUGCGCUCCAGCGGCAACACCGCCACCAUCUCCAUCGGCGGCUCGGGGGAGCUGCAGCGGCAGCGGGUCAUGGAGGCCGUGCAUUUCCGCGUGCGCCACACCAUCACCAUCCCCAACCGCAGCGGCCCCGGGGUGGCCGGCCCCGACGAGUGGGCGGACUUCGGCUUCGACCUGCCCGACUGCAGGUCCCGCAAGCAGUCCAUCAAGGAGGAGUUCACGGAGACUGAGAGCCACUGAGGGCCUGGCCUCCCCGGCGCCUGCCACGGUCGCGCUUGGCCUCAGUGGCAAGACCUUUGGGCUGUGCCCGGAGAAAAGGCAGGGACCUCCCACUGUGCACCGCUUCCCAGGGGACAUCACUGGCCUUCUCCGGCCACCGGAGAUGCCCGUCGCGCCUGAAUCCCUGUGGGAAACUCUGGAGCUGCCUACCCGCAGGCUGGCCAGGUGGGGCUUGGGCUGGUGCUGGGCAGGCUGUCCCUGGCAGGAGGAGGCACACCAGCGUCUGUUCUUUGGGGACUCUGCCCUCUCCCAACCAAGCAAGGACUCCUCUGCUGAUGUUCUGCCAAAAAGUAUUUCUGGUGUUUUUUUGUUCUGGGUAGCAGUGAGCAGCGGGUGACUGCCCUGAGACAUGGUCACCGGCAGGUUGAGUCCAAACUGUGGUGCCCCAGGUGGGGCUGGGGGCUCCUCUGCGGGAACUGACGAUGGCUCUGUCCCCUGCACACCCACCCGCAGUGACCGAAAUCAGAGCUGGCUGGAACUGGAGAGGACGGUGGACAGGGGCAUGGCCCC